AUGACUGAAGCGAAAAUGCCACUCAUGCUAGAAAGUAGCAUGAAUGGUCCCAUGCAGGUUGAUCAGCUUGAUGUUGAUGAUCUCUUCGGAGACGGCGUCGGCCUUUCUCUCCAAGCCGCCCGUCCACCAUCAAAGCAGCUGCGCCAAAGGAUAGACGAGCUAAGAACUCGUGGUUGUUGCCAGGGAGUUGCUUGGUCAAGAUCCGGUGCCAUCGCUUCUGUUUCACCGGAUGGAAGAUAUCUGGAGACCAGGUUUCUUCGGUCUCAUCCGGACAAUGGCGACUGGGGCCUCAGUGAGCCCACCAAGAUCGAACACAUCACCACGAAUCCGUCUAGCCCCAUCGUACACCUUGCUUGGGCGUCAACUGCUAGCCCUGAGCUGGCUGUUAUCGAUGCUACCGGCAGAGUUUCCAUCCUCACCUACUCAAUCAAUCUGAACAGGCCUUUUCUCACACGACGGUGGGACCACGAGCCGUGCGACGACCUUCACGCUGUAGUCGGAUGCUACUGGCUAGCCUUGGCACCGCAAAGUAAACAGUACUAUGUCUGCCAUGGACCAGCCGUCAAAGACGGCAAUUCGUAUCGUUAUGAAAGCUCUUUUGUCCAUGCCUACGGCCCUUGGCACCCCAAUCCAUCGAAAAGCGCCCUGCUUUGCGUGACAGCAAACGGCAAUCUGAAGAUGUUCUGGGCCCAAAAUAACAACAAAAUCGAGGAAACAUCGUUGGAGCUUGAAAGCAUCAACUCAUCCGACGAUUUAAUUACACAUGCGGCCCUCCACAGCGACAAGAGCGCGCUUUGGGUUGUUCUGGCCACCGCAUCGAAGCAGCUCAAGGUUGUGCGAGUCGGUAUUCAAUGGGGCCUGCCGCAGUCCCAAUCCGACAACAAGCCGCCGCCGGGAAGCCAGCCGCUGAAUCCAGUCAUGCAAGAAAAACACAUCGCCGUCUCUACGUGGUUGCCCACCGGACCAACCACCUCACCGGUCGACUCGGCCACGACCCAGCUGACGCAUCUCGAGAUUCUUCCAUCGACGAUGGAUCUGAGUGGCCAAGGAUGGGCUCCGCUGGUCAUUCUUGCCGUCCGCACUUACUUGCCAGCCCCAAACACGCCUUACCAAGAGACACAGAGUAUCAUCGACAAGUGGGAGGUCAUCACCGACCAUCCCCAGAGUUUACAUCCAGCAUUUGAGCAGUUGGGGAGCAGGAGAAACGGUGGAGGCUCAGCGCCACCACCCACAUGUCGCCUCAAGAAGCACGACCCUGUCGUUAUCAACAAGGCGAUCAUCGGAGUUCACACUCUUCAAUUUGGCAGAGUCAUCUGUCUAGCAUUCAGUGAUGGCUCCGUGGAAUACCGCGACAGAUUCACGCUGCAGGAAGUAUACAACGAGAUGAACCUAGACAGAGUGAUGUCGCUCAACCAAGUCGGCUUCACUUUCCAAGACGACUCGCCUUGCUUGCAGGCGGCCUUCUCUCCGACAAACUGUUCACUGGUCAAAAUACAGGACAGCGGAAAAGUCAAAUGGAGCAAAUUACACCAUCCGCUGGGCGACAUUGGAAACUCCGACCAAGAAGCCCAAUACUCUGCAGUGCUUGCAGGUCUCACAGUAGCCGCAUCAACAGCAACAUUCAACAACAUCAACUAUGACGACAUCUUGGCGGUUGCUCGGCCGUAUGCAGACAAGAAGCGUUUCACCUUCGACUGGAUCAACGAGAUCGUUCGCAUGCUCAAGAUCCCAGUGGACUACUCCGAAGACACGCAUCACGACAGCCUCGUUAGAAACAGCUCGCUGCAAAUGUGUCUGAGCAUCCUCAACCACCUCGGAUACAAAGGCAUGUUCCAACCCAGGUCCUUCGGUGGCAAGUUCGCCAUGCUGGCCCUCAACGCCCGUAACGUCGUCAUCCUCAUCACAAUCGCGAGCAACACACCGGUGAACAUACGCGAAAAGCUCAGUCCGCUGGACGAGCACGAAGUCGUCGACGCCCUCUCGGGCUGCGCAAAGUGGUCCCUCGACCUCCUCUCCUGGCUCACCGACUCCCUCUUCGCCCUUCUCGACGAUCCGCAAUUCCUCGGCCUGCUCACCCCGCAGCACUUCUCCGAGAUGAGCGGCUACCUGCAGUCCCGCUCCGACGUCUCCCUCCACCUCCUUCUCUGUUCCUCCACGCGCGGCUUCCUCUCGGCCGUCUGCCGCCGCAUUCUCCAUCUCGAGAUUCUAUCAAACCGCGCCAUCGACUUUUACGAGAGGAAAGCAGCCAUCAUCAACGUCAACGACCCCUCCGCCCCGAAUCCCAAGGGCCAGCACACCGUCCUCUACAAGGCCUACCAGAAGAUGCAGCGCGUCACCUCGAGCAGCCUCAUCAAGGUCCAGGAGUUCGACCGUCUCCUGACCGUGCUCAACAACGACAUCCGCGCCGCCUACCAGACCUCCCUCGCCUCCCUCGCCAGCAAGAACCCCGCCGGCGCCGGCGUGAGCGGCAAGGCCGUCGACGCCCAGAUCAAGAACGCCCAGAUCCACUGCGAGCUCAACAUGCUCCUCGCCCAGUCCCCGCCCCCGGCCUUCCUCCAGGUCCUGCUCAAGUUCUUCAAAACGGACCUCCGCAACUACCGCGCCCAGACCGACCCCUCCAAGCUCUUCUUCGCCGACUUCGACCUCCUCGAGAUCGACGACGACCGCCGCUCCCUCUCCACCCGCAAGGCCCGCGGCCGCUACGUCGACGUCUUCAAGCGCGUCGAGCUCGUCGGCCCCCCCGCCCGGUCCGCCAAGGAGGCCGAGGAGAUCAAGGCGCCGCAGUGGCGGCGCUGCGUGCGUUGCUCCGCCGUCAUGGAGGACGCCUCGGGCUCGCGACCCGGCUUCACGUUCGUCCUGGCGCAGCAGCGGAAGUGUUCCUGCGGAGGACACUGGGCGCUGCUGCCGCGCGGGGCCUUGGUGAGCUGA
Colletotrichum karsti is the source of this 2928-nucleotide messenger RNA. Its product is annotated as mediator of rna polymerase ii transcription subunit 16. The transcript has 8 exons. Gene Ontology annotation, cellular component: mediator complex. The record is from RefSeq and is a predicted model, not a curated record. The coding region runs from base 1 to 2928 and encodes 975 amino acids. NCBI's taxonomy places the organism in Eukaryota, Fungi, Ascomycota, Sordariomycetes, Glomerellales, Glomerellaceae. Gene Ontology annotation, biological process: positive regulation of DNA-templated transcription.